Theobroma cacao (cacao) is the source of this 447-nucleotide messenger RNA. RefSeq names its product F-box/kelch-repeat protein At3g06240-like. NCBI's taxonomy places the organism in Eukaryota, Viridiplantae, Streptophyta, Magnoliopsida, Malvales, Malvaceae. The record is from RefSeq and is a predicted model, not a curated record.
AUGGGGCUAUUGGGAUUUCUUGGCAAGAAAAGAAAUGCAAAACAAGUAGUUAGUUUUGAUGUCAGCACUGAGGUGUUCAAGUUGUUUCUACUGCCAGAUUUUGUUCUAAGAAAUAGAUGCCUUCGGUGGAUCGAUGUUCACAGGAAUUUUCUUUGUGUGAUUAAGCCUGAGGAAGGACAAUGUUAUGAGAUAUGGGUGAUGGAGGAAUAUGGUGUUCAAGAGUCAUGGACUAGACUACAUGCUAUUCAACUCUUCUCUUUGAGUCACCCGUUGCGGUUUUUAGGACUGGGGAUGAAUGGGAGGUUGGUUUUCGAAAAUCUGGAAAAUCAUAGAGAGCUAACUGUGUAUUAUCCUGAGAAUAAAAAACUUAAGAAUGUUGAAUUGGAUAAUUCAAAGGUAGACUUGUUAACUGUUGGCACUUACAUAGAGAGUCUGGUCGCACUCUAG